AUGGAUGAAAACCACGAUAACGUCGCCAUCAGCACGUUCAAAAGUGGUCUCCCUACCGAGCACAGCUUAAGGAAAUCUCUAACUGGUAAACCCGUCACCAGCGUUCGCCAACUGAUGGACAGGAUUGACAAAUAUAAAAGGGUGGAAGAGGACCAGCUACAAGGGAAAGGAAAUGAGAAGAUCAUCCCCCCCAAAGGGAGUGAUUACAGGUCGGAACAAUAUAACAGUAACCAGCCGAGGAGGGAUUUUUCGAGACAGGCUGGACAAACCAACAUGCAAACAGUUAAUACCAUAUUCAGAGAGCCGGUGCAACAAGUCCUGAAGAAAGUAAAAAAUGAGCCUUUCUUCAAAUGGCCGAGAAAGUUACGUCACCUUUUACACCACUCCAACGGUCAUCUGGGCCAAGCAGUUCAAGAGCCUCGGAAAGAUGUAUCUUUGAGACCUCCCAUGGGGACGAUACACGUCAUCCUUGCCACCCCAGGAAGAACCGGCGUUUUUCCCUCUGGGGUACUAUCCGUGGCUCGGCUCCCCGUCGAGGAUGGUGAAAGGGAGUCCAAAAGAUCUAAAAAGGGAAACUUACUAAUAUUGGGGUUCUCGGAUGAGGAUAAGGGGGAAACUAUCCAACCUUAUGAAGAUGCUUUAGUGGUUACAUUGAGGAUUUGA
Quercus lobata is the source of this 663-nucleotide messenger RNA. RefSeq lists its product as uncharacterized. The transcript has 2 exons. The record is from RefSeq and is a predicted model, not a curated record. The coding region runs from base 1 to 663 and encodes 220 amino acids. NCBI's taxonomy places the organism in Eukaryota, Viridiplantae, Streptophyta, Magnoliopsida, Fagales, Fagaceae.